Molecule: messenger RNA, 2468 nt
Organism: Wyeomyia smithii (pitcher-plant mosquito)
Lineage: Eukaryota; Metazoa; Arthropoda; Insecta; Diptera; Culicidae
Product: acidic amino acid decarboxylase GADL1
Exons: 7
Coding region: 710-2167 (485 amino acids)
Biological process (GO): carboxylic acid metabolic process
Cellular component (GO): cytoplasm
Molecular function (GO): pyridoxal phosphate binding; carboxy-lyase activity
Source: RefSeq, a predicted model, not a curated record
UGCAGUUAUCAGAAAAGCUAACGCGCAGUUUGUAAAGGCCAGUGACUAAUUCGCCUGCAAUAAAUUAUGAACUAUCUAGGCUGACCAGACGUACCGUUUUGAACGGGACAGUACCGGUUUUUCGAAUAGUUUUAACCGUCCCGUAUUUUUGCCAUUUUGUACCGUUUUCGGAUACUCGUUGAAAAAAUCUUUAAAAGAGCUUUGCAUUGAAAUCUCCCUAAAAAGAAAAUAAAUUUCCAAGCAACCAGAAUUUUUUUAAUAUUACUGAGUACGUUUUGUGCUUUCCUGACAGUACCGCACCACUGGUAGGACAUCACCUAUCGAGAACUGACGAAAAAGUUGCGAUUGAAAGUUGAGACCAUGAUAUGUGUUAGUCAAAAUCUUGAUCAUCAUGUGACAAAUUUCAGGAGCUCAUUGCAAAAAAUCACACUCUUCAGGAUUGGAAUGUUUCAGACACGAAAGUAAUAGCCGUCGUAUUAGUACCGGAAGGCAGCGUGCAUUUUCAGUCGGUAUGCCGAUAUCACCAAAGCUGGUUGUGCUCGGUUCUCUAGUAAGUUCCGUUAAUCACCGUGACUGUGCAAAUACAUACCAACUAUUUCGCACUAACAACUGUCCUUAUUUGGUGACUUCAACGAUCGAUUUAAGGGAAGCUAAGUGCACGAGUGCUACAGUUUGAGAGUUUAGUAGGACAAAUUUUGUGUAGUAAGCGAUGGAAGACGAAUGGAGUGUUUUGCGCCAAGUUUCGAAGCUGCUGGAAGAACAGCAUUUCUUUCACACCUCAAAUGAUCAACCGGUUGUAAAGUUUAAGUAUCCAGGAGAAUUGAAGGAUUUAAUUGAUUUCACGAUUGACAAUACGGAGCCACGCGACAAUAUCACUAUCGAGGAACUAAUCAGACAAGUGUUGUACUACUCCGUGAAGACGGGUCAUAGUAAUUUCCACAAUCAGCUAUUCGCUGGCGUUGAUCCGUACGGUCUAGUUGGCAGUUGGAUUACAGAAGCGGUGAACACAAGCCAAUACACAUUUGAGGUCGGGCCCGUGUUUACAUUGAUCGAGGAUGCCCUGAUAGAAAAGUGUCUACGAUUGUUCGGCUUCACCAAUGGCGAUGGACUACUAUCACCGGGAGGGUCCAUUUCCAACAUGUAUGGUAUGGUUGCUGCCAGAUACAGAGUACUACCGAACGUUAAGCGUACCGGACUUUCCAAUCAACCAGUGUUGGUGGCGUUCACCUCCGAGGAUGCCCACUACAGCUUCAAAAAAACUGUCCACUGGCUGGGCAUCGGUAUGGACAACCUUGUUUUAGUGGAAACCGACUCUCGUGGUAGAAUGAUCCCUGAAAAGUUAGAAGAAGCUAUCGAAUCUGUGUUGAAAUCAGGACGUCAGCCUUUCUUUGUAAAUACAACCGCUGGAACAACCGUACUUGGAGCAUUCGAUCCAUUCCAAGAGAUUGCCAACAUCUGCAAUAAGUAUAAACUUUGGAUGCACGUCGAUUCCUGUUUGGGUGGAACAGCUAUCCUGUCAACAAAGCAUAGCCACUUGCUAGAUGGGGUACAACGAGCCGACUCGAUAGCUUGGAAUCCACACAAAACACUUGGGGCUCCUCUGCAAUGCUCGAUCUUUUUAUUGAAACAUAAAGGCUUAUUGCAUCAGUGUAAUUCCGCUAAUGCGGACUAUCUAUUUCAGCAAGACAAGUUCUACGAUAUAUCAUACGAUACCGGCGAUAAAAGUGUGCAAUGCGGUAGAAAGGUGGAUGCCUUCAAAGUAUGGCUCAUGUUUAAAGCACGUGGUACAGCCGGUCUAGCCGAAUUAGUUGAUAAUGCAUUUGAAUGUGCUAACUACUUUGAAGAAGAAGUCAGGACAAGAUCAGGGUUCCGUCUGGUGAUGGAGAAGUCCCAAUACACAAACAUAAGUUUUUGGUAUAUACCAUCCAAACUGCGAGUGGACGAAAGCUUAGAGGACACAGCUUGGUGGGCUCAAAUUUAUAAGAUUACAGCACUUAUCAAGGAGAAAAUGGUUAAACGUGGCUCAGUUCUAAUUGGCUACGUUCCAAUUCCCAAUAAAAACAUUGGUAACUUUUUCCGCAUGGUAGUCACAUGCCAUCCCAGACCAACCUACGAGUCCAUGCGGUAUGUGCUUGAUGAAAUUGCUUGUGUUGGUGAAAUGAUUUGAAAGGUUAUAUUUUAUGUAAGCACAUGUUUUCAAACAAUCAAUAUAACUUUUUAGUGUAAAAUGAUUGCUUAACUCCUUUGCUGACAUUUCACUGAUAAGUUUAUCUAUCUAUCAGUUUACUAUUUUAUAUACAAGUGUUUUUUCUACCGAUUACCACUAAUUAAAAAGUAGCUUUUGCUCCUUUCGUAAUAUUGAAAACGUUUACAGGACCACGCGAAUCGAAAAAGCGAUAAAUAACGAAUUUUGAAAAGUUUAGUUAUAUUUAUUGUUUAUUUUUAAAUAAAUAUAUGAAGCAAUGCAA